This is a messenger RNA of Anthonomus grandis grandis, 2071 nucleotides long. RefSeq names its product egl nine homolog 1-like (gene Hph). Gene Ontology annotation, molecular function: peptidyl-proline 4-dioxygenase activity; ferrous iron binding; L-ascorbic acid binding. NCBI's taxonomy places the organism in Eukaryota, Metazoa, Arthropoda, Insecta, Coleoptera, Curculionidae. Gene Ontology annotation, biological process: peptidyl-proline hydroxylation to 4-hydroxy-L-proline; cellular response to hypoxia. The record is from RefSeq and is a predicted model, not a curated record. The transcript is spliced from 5 exons. Bases 426 to 1613 code for a protein of 395 amino acids. Gene Ontology annotation, cellular component: cytoplasm; nucleus.
CGUGAAAAGUAAAUAGAGGUUUGCUACAUGGAUUUAAUUAUUUUUUCAUUAGCAUUCAAACAUAAACAAGAAUAUCUUAAUUAUCCUAAUUACAUGAUACUACUGCUAAAGCCUUAAAAAUGACUCAUGUAACCUGAAUAUUGUGAAUGGUUGUAUAUUUAUAAACUUUAGUGAUUCUUAAAUAUUUAACCUCUUUAUAGACUAAAUCUACGGAAUGCAAAAAUGACUGGUAAGAUCUGUAUUUGUAGAAUUUACAUUUUACAACUGUGUUCAGAUAAGAUAAAAUGUCCAAAGUCGUCUGUAGCAUAAACAAACGCAAAAUUCAAUUUAUUCAUCAGCUGUGCUUAGGGUGCGCCCUCUACUUGCAUUAAUUUACAAUAAAAUGACAAAACUAAUUGAAGUCAAAAAGGAAAGUGAUUUUAAAUAUGAGUUCUCAAGUGAGCACAGUAGUUUGUUGUUUCGUUUGUGGCGCCACAUCCAAUCUUCAAAGAUGCUCUAAAUGUAGAGGAAUCUAUUACUGCAGUAAAGAUCAUCAGAAGAAAGAUUGGAAAAGACAUAAACAGAGUUGUAAGGAAACUGAAGCAACAAACUGUAAUGCCAGCUCAUUUGAGCAAAAGUUUGGACGUUCCUAUAAUAAUCAAUUGGAUCCUGCCACUUUUACUUCAGAGGGUAGUUCCGAGAGUGAGAUUUUAAGUGCAGCUGGGGAGUUGUUAGGAGGAACAUUGAGUCCUGUCCUGAAUAAUAAUAUUGAGGAAGUGGUAUCUAAAGGUAAGAAAAAGGCCCUGGAGGUAGUCCAAUCAUCAGUUCCUAUAAGUCUUAACAUGGUCCAGCCAAAAACCAAAAACUCAAAAUACUUCCCUGCAGUCACCCUUAUCGCUCCCAUUGACCACCAUAUAAAGGACGAGAAAAUUGAGUCAAUGUGUCAAAACAUUAUUGAGGAUUUGUCUACUUAUGGAGUAUGUGUUCUAGAUAAAUUUUUAGGUGAUGAGGAAGGCAGCCAAAUUUUGGCAGAGGUAUUAAAUAUUAAAGAAAAAGGAGCACUUAGAGAUGGUCAGUUGGUGUCAACCAAAGGUAAAGGAAAAGAGGAGUUAAAAACAAUUAGAAGUGAUCAAAUUUGUUGGGUGCAUGGGAAGGAAAAAGAGUGUGAACAUAUUGGAUAUUUAAUUGGAAGGGUGGAUGCAUUAAUUACUAGGGCAAAUAGAAUGGUAAACAAUGGAAAAUUAGGACAAUAUAAUAUAACUGGAAGGACGAAAGCAAUGGUGGCUUGUUAUCCUGGGUCUGGCACUCAUUACGUGAAACACGUCGAUAAUCCAAAUAGGGAUGGACGGUGCAUUACAGCUAUUUACUAUCUCAAUAUGGAUUGGAAUGUGGAACGAUCUGGAGGUUUACUGAGGAUAUUUCCUGAAGGCUUUCCUAUAGUUGCAAAUAUUGAACCAUUUUUCGACCGUUUGAUAUUUUUCUGGUCAGACAGGCGAAAUCCUCAUGAAGUUCAACCUGCAAAAGAUACAAGAUAUGCCAUCACACUUUGGUAUUUUGAUGCUGCUGAACGGGAGCAGGCUUUAAGGCGAUAUCAAAAAGAACGUUUAGCAGUGGCAAAAUCAAACUCCACUUGACUAGCAGGGACUCAACGUUAUAGGAAAUAAUUUGACGUUUGCCGCGAAACCCCUUAUAUUGUAUAUAAAUAAUAUCGACUUAUGGUGUAAGAUGUGUGAUAUUUAGAAAAGUCUAUGUACAAAAAGAGUAUAGGAACGUCAAAGGCAAAGUAUUUUUGAUAUAUUGGUUCACAUUCUAAAAAUAAAUAGCGAACUUGUUUGUAAGAUAAGUUAAAACCUGUAUUGAUAAGGUAAAAGGAAUCUGUAUUACGUAAGUGUAGAUAUCUGAUAACUUUUUGAUGUAAGACGUAUUUAAUUAACAAAAAAAAACAAUUAACAGUUAUUUUUUGUCUGGUGUGAUGUUUCCAUUUAAAUUAAAUUUCUUAAGAGUUUAGCCUAAUAUCAGAAACAAGAUCAUGCGCUAUUGUAAUUUUACUUUCAGAGAUAUUGAAAAAAUGCUAAUAAAUUCAUACACAGAA